AUGGCGCGUGACGAACCGGCAGCACGCGCAGGGGGUGAGACGCGAGUCUCGCGGGUUGCUCGGAUUCGGAUCAAACACAAAAGAGCUGCAGAAGUUCUCCGCGUGGGACCGCGAGCAGCGCGUGAGAAUGACCCCACUGUCCUUUUAGACCGCCAUGACGGCGUACCGGGCCACAGCUCGAGGCUCUCCCAGCUCGGCUCGGUGUCUCAGGCUCCGUACUCCAGCGCGCCGCCGCUCUCGCACGCGCCCUCCUCGGACUUCCAGCCGCCCUACUUCCCUCCACCGUACCAGCCUCUGCCCUACCCGCAGAGCCAGGAUCCGUACUCACACGUUAACGACCCGUACGCGCUGAACGCCCUGCACCAGCAGCACCAACAGCACCCAUGGGGCUCGCGCCAGCGGCAGGAGGUCGGCGGGGAAAGCGCGUCUUUACUCCCGCAGCCGAGAGCGUCUCUGCCGCAGCUGGCCGGGCUCGACCCGCGGCGGGAUUACUCCUCAAUGCGCCGACCGGAUGUGUUAUUGCACUCUGCCCCGCACGGGCUCGAGGCCGGUAUGGGGGAAAGUCUGUCGCUGCACGGCCUCACGCACGGCAUGGACGACACGCACGGUAUAGAAGAUGUCAACCACAGUGGCAUGAAUCUCCUGGAUCAAUCAGUUAUUAAAAAAGUGCCGGUUCCCCACAAGUGUGUGACUUCUCUGAUGAUGAAGGACGGGUUGAUUGGUGGAGUUAGCGUGAACGUGAAUGAGGUGUUCUGUUCGGUACCGGGCCGCCUGUCACUCCUCAGCUCCACCUCCAAAUACAAAGUGACGGUGGGUGAAGUGCAGCGGCGUCUGUCACCCCCCGAGUGCCUGAACGCGUCCCUGCUGGGCGGGGUACUUCGCAGAGCGAAAUCGAAAAACGGAGGCCGGUCUCUGAGAGAGAAGUUAGAGAAAAUCGGCUUGAAUUUACCUGCAGGGAGACGCAAGGCUGCCAACGUUACUUUACUGACCUCACUGGUGGAAGGUGAAGCUGUACAUUUAGCCCGGGAUUUCGGCUACAUCUGUGAGACAGAGUUUCCGACUAAAGCUGUAUCAGAGUACCUGAACCGACAGCACACGGACCCCAACGAGAUACACGCGCGGAAAAACAUGCUGCUCGUAACUAAGCAGUUGUGUAAAGAGUUCACUGACCUGUUGGCGCAAGAUCGCACCCCACUCGGAAACUCUCGACCGACGCCGAUCCUGGAGCCAGGCAUUCAGAGUUGUUUGUCUCACUUCAGCUUCAUCACACAUGGCUUUGGCUCACCUGCCAUCUGCGCUGCCCUCACCACACUCCAAAACUACCUGACCGAAGCACUCAAAGGCCUUGACAAGAUGUUCAUUACCAACCAGACAUCCAGCCGGCAUACUCCAGCUGAUGGGCCUGGCUCUAAAGGAGGAGAUAAAGAUGAGAAACACAGAAAAUGA
This is a messenger RNA of Trichomycterus rosablanca, 1446 nucleotides long. It is a transcript of the gene tfap2b, whose product is annotated as transcription factor AP-2 beta. The record is from RefSeq and is a predicted model, not a curated record. Gene Ontology annotation, biological process: anatomical structure development; regulation of transcription by RNA polymerase II; regulation of cell population proliferation. Gene Ontology annotation, cellular component: nucleus. Gene Ontology annotation, molecular function: RNA polymerase II transcription regulatory region sequence-specific DNA binding; DNA-binding transcription factor activity, RNA polymerase II-specific. The coding region runs from base 1 to 1446 and encodes 481 amino acids. NCBI's taxonomy places the organism in Eukaryota, Metazoa, Chordata, Actinopteri, Siluriformes, Trichomycteridae. The transcript is spliced from 7 exons.